This is a messenger RNA of Mesorhabditis spiculigera, 855 nucleotides long. The record is from the annotation of a GenBank genome assembly. NCBI's taxonomy places the organism in Eukaryota, Metazoa, Nematoda, Chromadorea, Rhabditida, Rhabditidae.
AUGCCUCCCAAGGCUCCCGCGUCAAGCCGUAAGAAGACCAAGCCCGAAAAACCCUCUAAACACGAGGAAAGUGAGGAAUCGAGUGAGGCUGAAACGGACAUUUCGUCUGAUUCAGACUUCGAGCCACCGUCUAAAAAACCCAAAGCAAAAGUAGAAGAUUCGGACACGGAUGAGGAAGUUGUCGAACUCGCAAACAAGAAGCCUAAAAAGCCUAAGAAGAAGAAGGCGCCGACCAAAGCGAAAGGACAGCUCAAGAUCCCAAACCCGCAAAGAUGGACGACCUGCUCGAGCUCCAGAAGACGAUCAACCAACUCUCCGGGUGCAAGGCAAACUUCUCGGACCCAUCCGAGAAGGGCCCUGGUGAUCAUUCUAUGCCAGGCUUGCGCGAUAGCGAGACCCGAGCCCGUGACCUUCGACGGAGAAACGACCGUACUCACGGUCAGGCUGUGCCCAACGUGCUCAAAAGCCAACCGAUCAGUCGGAUACACCAACUUUUCCGAGAUCCAGAUGAAAGAUCACUAUGAUAAUGGAGAAUACCUUAUAACUAAAAAGUGUUUACCACAAAAACUGGAAAAAAAUUUCUGCGAUCGAACUGGAAAAAUAAGUGCGAUGUUCCUUCGUGGAUCAUUGCAUAUACCUGACCUAAACAAUGCGGCUCUUCAAACUAAAUUAAAGAAUUACCAUCCACGGCUCUCUCUUAAUGGAAUGUUGAUUCAACGAUGUCCCGAGCAACUUGCACGUCGCCGUCGACGUCAAAACCCAAAAGACGGCGCGGAUUUACUCCACGUCAUGCAAGGAAAUAGAAUUGGCCUGACCUGGGACCAUUACUUCAUCGAAAUAUUGAGCCUGAUUCAA